This is a messenger RNA of Castor canadensis (American beaver), 1027 nucleotides long. Lineage: Eukaryota; Metazoa; Chordata; Mammalia; Rodentia; Castoridae. The record is from RefSeq and is a predicted model, not a curated record.
CCUUCUGAGAAGCUGGGACUACAGAUAAGAGCCACCUCACCAGGCUAACUUUGGCUUCUUUGUCAUUUCAGGUUACUGGCAUCUUGCCAUGCUUGCUUGAUGGUGAUUGUUUUAUCAGGUCCAAUUCUUCAUCUCUAGAGCUUGGAAUAUUAUUUGAACUUGGAAUUUCUUAUAUUCGCAAUUCCACUGGUGAAAGAGGAGAGUUAAGUUGUGGCUGGGUAUUUCUUAAGCUGUUUGAUGCUGGUGGCGCUCCUAUUCCAACAAAAACUUAUGAACUCUUCUUGAAUGGUGGCACUCCUUAUGAAAAAGGUGUUGAAGUGGACCCUUCAGUAUCCAGAAGAGCACAGGGCAGUGUCUUCCAUCAGAUGAUGAACAUGCGAAGGCAGCCUCAACUUCUAGUGAAACUGAGGUCUCUGAACAGGAGAUCACGAGACAUGCUAAGUCUGCUGCCAGAAACAUUGAUUGGAAGUAUGUGUUCCACUCACCUGCUGAUAUUUUACCGACAAAUUCUUGGAGAUGUGCUCCUGAGAGACAGAACAAACCUGCAGAGUGCUGAUUUAAUUAGUCAUCCAGUGCUGGCCACCUUUCCCAAGCUUUUGGAGCAGUCUGAUUUGAUGGAUGCUCUCAGGAGUGCAUGGGCUGAGAAAGAAAGCACACUGAAAAGAUCAGAGAAGAGAGACAAAGAGCUCCUGAAGGCCAAGUUUCUCCUGGUCUACCAUGACUGUGUGCUCCCGCUUCUGCAUUCUACACUCUUGCCCCCAUUCAGGUGGGCCGAAGAAGAGACCGAGGCUGCUCGAUGGAAAGUCAUCGCUGACUUCCUCAGGCAAAACCAAGAGAAUGAGGGUGCCCUGCAAGCUCUGUUGUCGCCAGAUGGAGUCCAUGAGCCUUUUGACCUUUCAGAGCAGACCUAUGACUUUUUAGGUGAAAUAAGAAAGAAUUUGGCUGGAUAGUGGCAGCCUUGGCCCCCAGCUUCCCACUAGAUCUUGUGAGCCCCCGUGAUGACUUGAAUCAAAUGACAGAACCAAAA